Molecule: messenger RNA, 2407 nt
Organism: Sitophilus oryzae (rice weevil)
Lineage: Eukaryota; Metazoa; Arthropoda; Insecta; Coleoptera; Curculionidae
Product: adipocyte plasma membrane-associated protein-like
Exons: 8
Coding region: 124-1827 (567 amino acids)
Biological process (GO): biosynthetic process
Molecular function (GO): strictosidine synthase activity
Source: RefSeq, a predicted model, not a curated record
UCCAACUCAGCAGUGACAGUUGAGGUUAGUUUUGUGAUUUUUUCGUCUCUGUUAUCAUGUUUUAAUAGUUUUCUCAAUUAAAACAAGAAAAGGACAAGGAAUAGAAACAGUUACAGCUUAAAAAUGGGUCUACGAGGGAUUAUUAAAUUCAUUUUUCGAAGAUCUUUUGAGAUCCUCGUUAUAGGGGUCUUGUUAGCUCUUCUUCCUAAUCUACCACCUUAUGCAAAAGUGACCAAACCAUUUAGUGUGACACCAGCAAAACCGUUUACCGGUAAAUUAGCUUUAAACAAUCGCCUAAAAGACGUGGAAGUAUGGCACAAAGGAGAUUUUCACGGACCAGAAUGUUUUGCCGAUUACAAUGGUGAAUUAUACACCGGAAUACUACUGGGCGAUGUAGUUAAACUAACAGGGGAACAUAUAACACCGGUAGUAAAAUUCGGUAAGCCCUGCAAAAGUAUUCAUGAAGAGUCGAAGUGUGGAAGACCUUUGGGCUUAGAGUUUGAUAACAAUGGCAAUUUAUUUGUUGCCGAUGCUUACUAUGGAUUGUUUCAGGUUAAUAUUAAAACCGGUGAAAAGAAGGUUUUGGUUGACCCAGAAACUGAAAUAAAUGGUAAAAAACCUAGAUUGUUCAAUUCUAUUGUUCUCGCGAGUAAUGGCGAUAUAUAUUGGACUGAUUCAAGUACUGAUUUUGGUUUGGAGGAUGGGAUUUUUACUGUACUGAGCGAUCCAAGUGGAAGAUUGAUCCAUUACGAUGCUAAAACGAAAAGAAACACAGUUCUUGUAGAUGGCAUCCAUUUUGCCAAUGGAGUAGCUCUAAGUGACGAUGAAGAAUUUGUUAUUGCAGCUGAAACGGUCCAAAAUAGAAUACAUAGAUAUUAUUUGAAAGGUCCUAAGAAAGGUACUCAUGAUAUAUUCAUUGAUGGACUUCCCGGUCUUCCUGACAACCUUAAAGCUGACGGGAAAGGUGGAUUUUUCGUACCGUUGGUUAUGUCAACAGACGAAGACCAUCCCAUACUAUUCCAAUCCAUAGGUCCAUUUCCUUUGCUUAGGAAAGCUGCUCUUAGGUUUAUGGGUAUCGUCGAAUUUUUAUUUAAAAAGUUAAACGAAGUCUACCCCAAUGAAUUUUCCGAAAAGACAGCUCACUACUUGGGAAGUUUUGCAUCGGGUCACGCAUUGUUGCCAAAUCACCGGGUAACUCUACUGAGGGUCGAUAGGAGCGGCAACAUCGUCGACAGUCUGCAUCAUCUCGACAGCAAAAUUAAAGGAAUAUCGGAAAUGCACAUUUUCCGCGAUACUUUAUAUUUAGGAUCACCUUUCAACGACUAUAUUGCUAGGAUUCCACUCGAUACCAUUGGAUGGAGUGACUUAAAGGUCGAUCGUGUUAAACGUUCUGCACCUACAACGCCUAAACCUGUAACAACUACUACACAAAGACCGACAACGACUACACCCAGACCUACAACGACUACACCAAAACCUACUACAACUACCCAAAAACCAACCACGACAACCCCUAGACCAACUACGACUACGCAAAGAGCAACAACUACUACGACUACAUCAAAACCGACAACCACUACCGCAAAACCCACUACAACCACACAAAAACCGACUACGACAACGCCUAAACCUACCGCUGCCCCUGCAAAAUCGAUCAAUCAAAAACAGGCACCGCCCACCGCCGCUAAACAGGAGGCACCACAAGCGAGGCAGGCUCCUCCUCCACAGGCCAAACCAACUGUAGCACCUGUCAAACAACAACCUCCCGCAUCUCAGACACCACCUGUCAAGGAGAAACCACAAACAGCUCAACAGGUGAAAAACUAGACUGCAACGUAUGAAUCUGUGAUGAUAACUUUUUGAUAAGUUAACAGAAAUUAUCUUUAUGAUGCACAUUUAAUUAAUACUUGUUUAAAAAAUGUUCACACCAUAUAUUCUAUAAAAUUUCAACUAAUCAUUCCCUUGCAUGACGACAGAUAAACAUAAGUUCUUAUGAGAAAAAACAUUAGAAUUUUUUAAAUUGUCAAAGUCAAAGUCCAUUUGAUCAUAAAAUUUUAAUCCUAUGGUAUAACUUUCUGUUUAAAUACUAAUCUGGUUUAAAAACUAUACUUAUUUUAUAGUUAUAGGUGUAUUCCAACAAUGUGUCAUGUAAGUACUCUAAAAGCUAGUCUAGAAUUACCUCGUACCAUUUAAUUUAUGAGUUAAUGCGGAUUUUCAUGCAGUUCUAUAACCACUUCCCGAUAUGGAAAAAUGCAUCAAAAUGCCUUAAAUUUAUUUUACGUUAUGUUUUUAUUGGUCGGUUCUUCCCUGGUGGAAUAUUAUAAGUAAUAUAACAUAAGGCGCUAUAGCUAAGCUAUAACGAAUUAAGAUUCGUUAUAGCUUAGCUAUAGCACAGAUCAUACAGAUU